UGACAAAGGCAGACGUCGCAGUUAGUCUUAGCCUCGUUUUGUGAUACCACAGUGUCUCUGUGCGGCAUUUGCACUAUUUCUUUGGUUGAGAUGUUCUGUCCUGCUUUGAGUUGUUUUCUGUAAAUGAGGCCUUUGCAGGCGACCUGGUUCGAAAAUGUUUGAAAAGAGCAUCGUGUCCUUCCAAUCUGGAGAGGGAUUUGACCUUUCCAGUGCCGCCGUGGUCAUCGAUCAAGAUGACUUUGAAGGGAUCCAUAUCGCUGCCAAGAAUCUUGCUGUCGACUUUGGCAAAGUCACGGGCUACAAUGCAAGGCUCGUUGUUCGCGGCGCGUCUUCGUAUUCAGCAAGCACCAGCUGCAUUUUCAUUGGUAGUCUUUCGCGGUCUUCGACGAUAAGAUCUCUAAAAGAUGAAGGCCGCAUUGAUACCAGCAGAAUCGAGAAUAAAUGGGAAUCUUGGAUGACGACAUGCCUUCCAAAUCCUUUCGGCAAUUUCAAAGAUGCGUUGGUAAUCGUUGGGAGCGACAAGAGAGGCGCCAUCUACGGCGCUUACACUCUUUCUGAGCAGAUUGGAGUCUCACCGUAAGGGUCAUCCGAACAAUCUCGGUGCUGAAUGUUUACAGUACAUAGAUGGCAUUGGUGGGCCGACGUGCCUGUGAAGAAACAUUCCUCUAUCUACGCCCUUCCAGUCUCAAGUUGGAACGGUGAACCAAGUAUCAAAUACCGUGGGAUUUUCAUCAACGACGAGUCGCCCGCCAUGGAUUCAUGGGCGCAGGAGAAAUUCGGCCCCGUUUUCAACUCCAGGCUAUACGAACAUAUCUUCGAGCUGCUCCUGAGACUAAAGGCAAAUUUUAUGUGGCCCGCCAUGUGGAGAGGUUAUCCUUAUCCCGGAAGGUCAUUCUUUGUGGAUGAUCCGGACAACCAGGCUCUAGCCGAUCGGUAUGGCAUCGUUGUUGGAACCUCUCAUCACGAGCCAAUGCAAAGGGCUAUGAAUGAAUGGUCAACGACUCAGCCUGAAGGUACUUGGAAUUGGAAGACGAAUAGAAAAAAAAUCACGAAUUAUUUCAAAGAGGGUGUUAAAAGAGCGGUCCCUUAUGAGUCGAUGCUCACCAUGGGUAUGAGAGGUGAAGGUGAUGGACCAAUCAGUGAUGAUAAUCCAAUAGAGACACUGACAGACAUAAUUCGAACACAACGAGAGAUCAUCAAAGAACAUCACGAGCGGGAAGAUGGAGUACCUCAACUUAUGGCACUGUAUAAGGAAGUGCAGCAGUACUACGAUGACGGCCUAGAAAUACCAGAUGAUGUGACCCUUCUCUUUUCGGAUGACAACUUUGGAUCGCUUCGUCGGUUACCAACGGUAGAUGAAGGAAAGAGAACUGGCGGAUCUGGCAUCUACUAUCAUUUCGAGUAUACCGGCGGGCCGAGAAGCUAUAGAUGGAUAAACAGCAACACUCUGGGUAAAGUAUGGCAGCAGCUUCAGCUCGCAUAUUACCGGAAUGCCAAGAAAAUAUGGAUAUUCAACGUCGGUGAUCUCAAACCUAUGGAAAUCCCUAUGAGUUUUGCUUUUGACUUGGCCUGGAACAUCCGCUCGAUUCGUUCCGACAGUCUAUUGGGCUAUUUCCAAGCUUUGGCUAGUCGAGAAUUCGGUGAGGAAUUUGCGAAAUGUAUCGGACAUAUUUGGCAAGACUAUGAUCGGCUUCUGGCUCUCCGUAAACAUGAACAUAUCGUUCCUGAAACAUUCAGCCUUCUCGAUUACCACGAAGCCGAAAACGUCAUUAGCAGAUGGGAAAGGCUUUUGAACGAAGCGGAAUCCAUACAUGCAAAAUGUACCGACCGCCAGCGACCCUCCAUAUUCCAAUUGGUACUUCAUCCAAUUAAGGCUUCCUAUAUCUAUACUCUGUUAAGAGUCACUCAGAGUAAAAAUCGACUUUACGGAAAACAGCGACGCAAUACUACCAAUCGGCUUUUCUACAAAUGCAUUCGCCUUUUCGAAGACGAUCACGAACUUUCAGAGCAAUAUCACAGGUUACUAGGUGGAAAGUGGAAUCACAUACUUCGACAGCCCCAUUACGGUUACACGGGCUGGGAAGGACCUUCAAGAGAUAUGAUUGGUGGGCUCUGCUACGUGCAAACGAGAGCUAACUCUAAUCCCAGUGUUGGCCACAUGGGCAUCGCCGUGGAAGGUACUGAAGGUGUGCAUCCGGGUGCGAUAAACGAGGAUUCCGAUCGAACCCAUCCAUCAAGAGGUAACCUAAGAAGUGGCGUAACCGUCCAGCUUCUCAGUCCCUACGGACCAAAAACUCGAUACUUCGAGAUCUACCAUCGCGGGACGAUUCCCUUCUCUUGGCGAGCCAAGCCGCAGUAUUCUUGGAUUAAACUCGACAAAUACGAAGGAGAGCUAAGUCCUGAUGACAAUGACACCAGAGUGACGAUCAGCAUCGACUGGGACGAUGUUCCCCAGAAUCUUUUUGAAACUGCUUAUAUUGAAGUUAUUGGAACGGUGGAUGGUUAUGAAAAAGUUGUGGUUCCUGUCAGAAAGCAAUACGCUCCUGAUGACUUCACUGGUUUCGUUGAAUCAGCUGGCUACGUCUCCAUCGACGCCGGAAAUUGGGUUGAGAAGCCUUACAUGCUUCUUCCAUCGAUGGGUCGCCCUCUAGCUGGUUCGGUGACUUUGCCAAACGAGAUCAAUUUCGGUGACAUCGAUUCCGUACCCUUUCUAAGGUACAAUAUCUUUACAUUCUCCGAGCAUGAAAAUGCGGUUCUCGAGCUACAAUUCAACAUGACUCUAGAUACAGACACGACUGGCUUUAUGGAAUACGAUUUUAGAUGGGAUGGUGGUCAAGUACACACUUUCCGCCUCACAGAAGAUGAAGCGGGCGGAUUGCCUAAAUAUUGGGAUGAGGCAGUGCAAGACUGUGUUUGGAAAAAGAAUCAUACCGUUGGACGUGUCAGAAGAGGUGAACAUACAAUUGAGGUUAAGUUGAAGGCGGCAAACAUGUGCUUGGAGAAAGUGGUACUUAAUAUAGGUGGGCUACGACCAACCUACUUGGGACCAUCGGAGAGCCAUUUCGUGGAGGGUUUGACAGAACAAAUGCUUGACAUUGACGGUCGAGACAAGCUGCAUAUCAACAUGACUUUACAAGAAACUUGAAUUUCGGUAAAGCACUCUUUCCGUGCUUGGAAAGCAGCAACGUAAUACCAACAUUCAACCAUAGCUGACUAUAC
Verruconis gallopava is the source of this 3219-nucleotide messenger RNA. RefSeq lists its product as hypothetical. Bases 608 to 3145 code for a protein of 845 amino acids. The record is from RefSeq and is a predicted model, not a curated record. Lineage: Eukaryota; Fungi; Ascomycota; Dothideomycetes; Venturiales; Sympoventuriaceae. The transcript is spliced from 4 exons.